CUUCCUCGUUUCUUCGAAUGAUUCUUAUGGUCAGGUACGUGCGGUGACUAGGGCCUGAUCCGCCGUCACAUCUUUUCCAAGAAUCCCCACUUGAUGCAGAAACACUUGCAGAGCCCACGCUCUCGACCGGCACACCCACAAAAGGCUGUGAAAUCAUGAAAUGUCAAUAAUACUCACGUACGAGGGGAGUAGGGAGUACCAACUCAAGCCGGCGAUCCAUGAUGAAGCUUCCUACCUACUUGGGUGGACUGCCUGCCGGGGUCUGGAAAGGCUGCAGUUGACUUCCAGCUGCCACUCGCUCCCAACAAAGUCGUGCAGUAGCAUCGAAUCCGUUAUUAUUAUAUUAAUAUUAUCACUAUUAAUACUCCGUAUGAUGAUCCUGGUUGUUAGUUUUAUGCCCUUGCACGGGAUCAAGCAAUCCUGGGCCGAUCUUUACCGUCAGGAAGGGCGGUCAUUAAUCCAGACAACUCAUCGCAGUCAUGAUAUCCAAGCGCAAUCAGCUUCUCCGCUCAAACAGACGGUGUUGGAUGUAGGACGAAGGCACAUCCGCCCCCCCGUCUGUGAAGAUCAGGACUAGGACUAGCCGAAGCUAGUAGAUAGUCGAUAACCACCUUACCUAGGAUUAAUGAACAAUUAACAUCAGGCACGGUGAACUGGUAGCUGCUAGGGAGGUAAGGUACCGAGCCGGCGGGUAUCAAAG
Messenger RNA from Aspergillus steynii IBT 23096, 700 nucleotides. RefSeq lists its product as uncharacterized. The coding region runs from base 161 to 577 and encodes 138 amino acids. The transcript is spliced from 3 exons. The record is from RefSeq and is a predicted model, not a curated record. NCBI's taxonomy places the organism in Eukaryota, Fungi, Ascomycota, Eurotiomycetes, Eurotiales, Aspergillaceae.